Molecule: messenger RNA, 5197 nt
Organism: Nymphalis io (European peacock)
Lineage: Eukaryota; Metazoa; Arthropoda; Insecta; Lepidoptera; Nymphalidae
Product: homeobox protein 2-like
Exons: 12
Coding region: 147-1901 (584 amino acids)
Source: RefSeq, a predicted model, not a curated record
UCAAAUUAUCAUUUUGUUUAAAACUGAAUAUUGCGAUUAAAUGGUGCUUGUAAAAAGUUUCUAAUUAAGUUACACAUUAUAAUUGCGAUCAAACAAUAAUUACACUAAGACACGCUUAAAUAGUAGUAUUUUAAAGUACUGCAGCGAUGGCGGACAUGGAAAAUGAGUUAAAAGAUCUUCGAGAAAAAAAUAAUGAAUUAGUACAGAAAAUUCAGUAUUGGAAAAUGACGGCCGCCCAAAGGGAGAAUGAGAAAUUGGAGCUUAUGAAAGAAAUAAACGAACUAAGGCUUAAACUUAGUAGAUUACGUAGCGGUGGUGCGGCUCAUGCUCGUAAGCUUGAUGCUGCACUACAAACUGCAAGUGAAGAAGCACUAUCACAUCUCGUACAGGCAUCAAGUGCAGUUGCUCGCACAUUAGAGCUGGCCAAAACAUAUAUGCAAGACAGGCAGGAAUUAGACUCAGCUUUGCCUAGAUGGAGUAGUUUAAGCAACACUCCAUCAACAGAUAAAGUGAAUAGAGUACCACCCAUGUUGAUUGGUGGACGAUUAAUGCAGCCAGUUGUUUCAUUAAGUAGGACACUACAGUCCAAUAAUUCCAGAUCAGUUAAUAGAAGUCCAAAUCAACAGAAUCGCAGUGUUUCAGAAAGGGCAGUGCCCAUGCAUAUGUUACAAGAUGUAUAUAUACCAUUGACAAGAAUAGAUGCAGGCGAAUUACCUGCCAAUAAUGUGGACACAGACAUGGAGGUGAACCACGCUGAUGACAGCACCGAGGAUCUGGCAUUAGAUGGCAAUGGCAAUAGAUUGGAUGACUCUCAAAACUCAGAUACAGAUAACUUUGAAGAAUCUCGUAGGUUAGAUGCAGUUACAGAAGAUAUCGAGCCUGAAGAUGAAGAACCUCCACAAAGACCAAGAGCAGAGAACCCGUUAGAAGGUCCGAGCUGGCUUUUGGAUGAACCUAGAACAAAGAGGAAGACAAGAAAAUUAAAAACUCUUGAACCGGAUUCGACCACGGAGUUCGAGGAGAACUUGGACAGCGCCCGGACUCCCGGACCCAGUCAGAGUUCCCGACAGACUGAGUUCUCCCCCACCGUGCGGCGCCGGCGCGCGUCCCCCCCGCCCGCCUCGCCGCGCACCCCGCGCUCGCCGCCCUACUCGCCGCGCCCGCGCCGUGCCAGUAACAACGGUCGCAUCCUCAAGGUGCUGGUCGCUAAGAUGCGCCUCGACGAGGACUUCCGCGGCGACGGGGACGCCUCGCCGCCCAAGCGACCGAACCUCGACGCCACGUCUCCGCUGGCCACCGUCGUGACGCCGCGGGUUAACAUUAAAGUUCCAGAAGUUUCUCCGAAACGACAGUCGCGUGACGGGUCGCCUCGGUUUCAAAUAAGAGACGUGUCUCCGUCUAAGCGGCUGAUGCGUUUUGAUGCCCCGAGUCCGAACGGAUCUACCGACUCGCGGGUUAUAGUUUUAGAAACGCACAACGACUCACCGGAACCCUGUACUUCCGGUAUAAAUAUGUCGAGAGUCAUAAAUCGAGUGAACAGCCUCGACAAUCGCACAAAUCGAUCGAAUAACAACAUAAGCGACAAUCACAGUGGUGACAAUCAAAUCCAACCCAACGAUAACGAUCGUGACACUCGGAGGAAUCACAGCAGUGCCGACAAUCGUAGCAGUAGAGCAACAAAUCAAAGUCGUGAAAAUAAUAUAGACAAUAAUCGAAGCAGUCGACCGAAUAAUCAUAGUCGUGAUAAUAACAAUCACAACAGUUUAGACGAUCGUGGCAGUCGGGAUAGUCGCGACAGUGACAGCAGUGGGGGUGAGCUGGUGAGUGAGUGUCGCACGAGGAGACCAAGGAAGGCGGUUGUAUAUAAGGAGAAACCAUUGAACAGAAAAUUGCGUAGGUGAUUAGUAUUUUUUUAUAUUAAACGAUUUUUAGUAAAAUAUUGUGCAGUUUAAAUUAUUUAUCUUCGAGAUUAACACGUGUGUUAACAAUUGUUAUAAAAAACAAUAUUUUUUACAAAUAAAUAGAAUGUUAUGUUUAAAAAAGUAUAAUUAGUAACGUUAUUUAUUAACACUGGUCACUGGAGUAGAACGAGUCUAAGAAAUGACUUUUGACAGCUGUCAGACAUGUCGAUCGAAAAUUCGAAUCAUAUUCGUUUCUUUUAUGCGAAUAUCGAUUAUUGCUUUUCGCUUUUGCCCACCCAAAAAUGUUAUGUUAAUUUCUCUUGCACUGUUUAAACAUAUGACUGAACUUAUAUUACCAGUAAUCAAAUAAUAAAAAUGAUUUAAUAGUUUAUUUUACAUAAGUUUGAGUACAGAAUGAUGAAAACUGAAAAAUCUGAACCGUAAAAAGGUUUCUUAGAAUUGUUGUUCUGUGUUAUAUUGAAGAAUAGUUGAAAACAUUUAGUAUAUUUUAAUAUGUAUUUCGUUGUUUGUUUUUGUACGAAAUGUAAACAGAAAUAAAACUCAAGUCACACGUACACAACACAAAUGUGUAAGCUUUUGCGUCAAAACCUUUUUUCUUUCUUUGUACUGAGUAAUGCAGUAUAUACAGAUAUAUCACGAGAUAUAAAUCCUACUAUUUUGCUUAACACUAAGAUCCUAUAUCCUAUUUAAGAUGAAAACAUCACUGGGUCAACCUUAAACUAAUUUCUUUUAACAUUUCGUACAAAAACAAAAUUAUAUUAAAAUAAACUAUUAUAAUUAUUGUGUUUUUUAACCAAUUUUCAAGUGUAAACAGUUUUCGCUAUGAAAUAAUUUAUUGAAUCUAUGGUUAGCGACUUACUAUAGGAUAUUUAUAUUAUUAGCAUGUUAUAAGUUUGAGAUGAUAACUCUAUACGUUACUUAGGAAGCUUUGUGACGUUAUUAGUUUAAUAUUGAUGUCCCAAAAGAAAAUAAUGGCCUACAAAUGGCACGCCAUAGGCAAUAUCGUUCAAUAAGAUUUAAAAAAAAAUCUGACAUAUUUUGUUCUUGUUUAUUUUAGUCGCAUUUUUAUUGUUGUUUGUUCAAUAAAAUAGCAUUUUAUUAUUCAAGUUGUAAUGUAUUCAAGGAAUAGAAAAAUAAUUGAAUUCGUUCGAUCUCUAUGAAGAUUUAUAAUUGACGACGUUGAACUUGUGUACUUUAAAAAAUCUAAUUGUAUUUUUUUCUACGCCAUUCCUUUUUUAUUAUCUGUUCCAAAUGUUGAUAUGACUUUUCGAAACUGCGUUAAGGCUGUGACUGUGUUUCUUAAAAGAAAAACAAUCAGUUGAAUAAAUACCAAAUAUACUUUUUAGGCAUCAUGUAAAUAAAAAAAUGGAUAUAAUAGUACGUAAAGUAUAAAAAAUGUAUUUAUUUUAAUGUUUUAGUAACUUAAGAGCAAGGACUAAGCUAAAUUAAAUAAAAAAAGUUAAUUAUGUAAUGAUACUAAUGCUUCAGUUAGCUCAUGUGUGUGUAUUUUUCGAAGGACGAUUAAUUUUUUACUAUUAGCACUCAUUUUGGUCGUGCCAUAAAUGAUUGUAAUGCAAAAAUAAACUUCGAUAGUGUAGCGGACUGUACUUAGAAACCUCAGUUGACGUCAUACGGCUCUCUACUCUAAAAGGUGACCCAAUCAGCAUGUGGAACGAAUAAUAUUAGUAUUUUUAAUUUGCUCAAUGUUUUGCACUAGAUUAAAAAUUAUUAUGUAUUGAACCAUGUUUUAUUAGUAACUUAAAUAUUAAUUAAUUUAGUAUUUAGCAAUUUUUAGUAUGUUAGCAUGUUCAUGAAAAAAACUAAUACGAUGUUAAGUAAAGUAUUUCUGAAAGACUGCAUCGACCAAAUAAUGUGGACCUGUUUUAUGAAGGUUUUACAGUAAGUAUAAGGGUCCAAUUUUAUUGGCAUAAUCGUCGAGUUUUCAUUUUAAACACACAAUUCUCUUGUAUUGAUAUUGUGUACACUAAAUAUAAUAUUUUUUUUCACGUUGAAAGUAAGGCCAAGGUAUGCAAAUAGAAUACGGCCCAAAAACAAUGUAUUUUUUCUUUAUACUUAUUAAAUAUAAGAUUUUUUUUUAAAUUUUGUAACAAUUCAUAAUGUUUGUCUUUGAGAUUAAUAGACAAUUUUCUCGAAGUGUUAAAAUAUUUAAAUGAUUAAGGAUGUACUCAAGAUUUGCUUCAGGUGUGGGAGCGGAACCAGGGAAAGUAAAUUAAAGUACUUGUGAUAUAUAUUUGUAGUACAUCACUUGUGUCCUUAAAGCAUACAUGGUGCCCCAAGACACACAAUGGCCCUCUCCGCUACCACACCAUGGCUACGCCCUUUGAUAAAGACACAUGCAUUUAGUGCACACUUCAAAAUUAUUUUGUUUAAAAAGAUUAAUUUCUUAAAAUAAUAUAUUUUCCUAUAAUGUAUAUAAAGAUUGUUCUGUAAAAUACAAAUUCUUAAACUGUUUUAUAAUAUGAAGAACGAUAUAUAUGGUGUAAUUAAAAAACCACUUUUAUUUGCAUAUUUGAUACAUAAUAACACAAAUUAAAUAACCAAUAUUAUUAUAUAUUUAAUUUCUACUAAACGUAACCGAGUGUUGAGUAAAAAUAAUGUAAGUCACACUAAUACUGUCAAUGACAUGGUUCUUGCCUGUCACAAUAUUAUUUAAAACGCGCGAGCACGAGAUAAAAGAAUCUAUAUUAAUGCAUAUAUAAACAUAAACUAAGCCGACGGCACACUUUGAUAUUUACGUUACAAUCUCUACGAACUAAUGAUACAGCUACCUAUAUAAGGGUAUCUGGCUAGAAAUCCCUGGGCUUUUAUCAUAUAAUAAGUUUUUGUGUUAGUAAAAACCGAUGCCCUGAGUGACCGUUAACCUACCUAUUAGGUAUGGCUACUGCUGUGCUACAUAUGGAGAAACGUGAAGAGUAACAUAGACAAGUGGUAGCCUGCACCAAGCAGUUGCAUAAGUGUGGAUGAUAAUGAUGAACGUUUACCAUACCAAUGCUGUGUAUAAAGACAGUCUGCUAUUUUUUUAAAUUCUAUGCUUAUUUAAUUCUGCAAUAGCACGCACUGAUUGUUUUGCCAAAGUUGAUGAGGAGGAGAAAUCGUAUAUGGUCAAUUUUUCAAUAGUUUCAACCAAUUUAACGUUGAAAUGAUAAAUAUUAUAUCGACUCUUUACUAGUUUAAUUAUUGUAAUCGAAGUGUAGUGCGGCGGAAUCGUGGACGACUCGUAGCAUUGUUGUUUGUAAGUUGAAUGUUGUAUGAGU